Messenger RNA from Candida tropicalis MYA-3404, 3576 nucleotides. Its product is annotated as DNA-binding ATPase. NCBI's taxonomy places the organism in Eukaryota, Fungi, Ascomycota, Pichiomycetes, Serinales, Debaryomycetaceae. The record is from RefSeq and is a predicted model, not a curated record. Gene Ontology annotation, molecular function: TBP-class protein binding; ATP hydrolysis activity; DNA binding. The transcript has a single exon. The coding region runs from base 1 to 3576 and encodes 1191 amino acids.
AUGUCAAGAUUAGAUCGAUUAGUCGUUUUAUUAGAAACAGGAUCUACACCUUUUAUUAGAAACACAGCUGCUGAUCAAUUGUCCGAUCUAGCUAAAGCCCACCCUGAAGAUAUAUUGAGUCUAUUGGGAAGAGUCUAUCCAUUUUUGAAAUCACCAAAAUGGGAAACCAGAAUUGCGGCCGCAAGAGCAUUUGGUGGAAUUGUAAAUAAUGCUGAGUUAUGGGACCCAAAUUCUGAAACCCUACUAAAACAAGAAAAAGAGGAGGAUGAUUUGCUUAAAAGAGAAGAACAAAGUGAUCCAAUUAUUAAGAAAGAAGUUGAAGAUGAUGAAAUUGUUAUUAAGAAAGAACGAGAAGAAGAAUUAAAGAAAAUGGAUGAUAAUUUAUCAAAUUUAGUCAGUUUUGAUGCUUUUAGUUUGCAUGAAUUGAUCAAAUGUGGAACAAAAUUUUUGGCUUCUAAAGCCGAUGACAAUUGCAUAGAGGAUUAUACCAACGAUGUUACAUUGAUUGGUAGAAUUAAAAGACACAGAAGUAGUGUUAUACCCAAUGAGAAGCCAGAUAAGCAAACUACCCCAGAUGAAAAAGACGGUCAAACACCUGUACCUACAUUAAAACAAGAACCAGGUAUCAAACAGGAGCCGGGACUCAAGCAAGAAGCAGAAUCAAAAUCAAAAUCAUUAUCACCUACACCAAAUCCAAAUGAAACCCCAAGUAAACCAGUAUCGAGUGCUAGAUUAAAGGCUAUGCAAAAAAGAAGAGCUAAAGCAAAUGCCAAACAUGGUGCUAACAAAGUACGCUCAGUUGAUAUUUCUCAAAGUUCUAUUUCUAGAAAAAUGAUUGAGAAUGGAGAAGGUAUGGAUAUUGACGAUAAUAGUAAAAAUGGAAAGGACUCAAACCCACAGUUUGAUGUUACAUCUCAACAAGGUGGUGAAAAAUUGGUUGUUGAAGCUAAAGUCGCUGAAUUGUCACCAAUCUUGUCGCAACAUGCAAAAGUCGCAGGUCUAAUAUGGCAAUUCCAAGGGGUGUAUGAAUUGUUAUUAGCUGACUUGUUCGAUGACAAGUGGGAAAUACGACAUGGGGCUGCAUUGGGUUUGAGAGAAUUAGUCAAAAAACAUGGAGGUGGUGCAGGUAGAGUGAUGAAUAAGAGUUUAGAAGAGAAUAAUAGAAAUAAUGCUGCAACUCUUGAAGAUUUAGCUGUUCGUCUUUGUGUUUUAUUUGUUCUUGAUAGAUUCGGUGAUUAUGUUUCCGAUACUGUUGUUGCUCCUGUUCGUGAAUCUGGUGCGCAAACACUAGCUGCGUUAUUAAUUCAUUUGAAUGAAGAAACCGUCUUGAAAGUUUUUGAUUGUUUGAACUCUAUGGUUCUACAGAAAGAUCUUGUUCCAAAAUGCUGGGAAGCUAAACAUGGUGGUAUACUUGGUGUCAGAUAUCUUGUUAGUGUCAGAACGGAUAUCUUAUUAAGCAAUCCAUAUAUGUUUGAUGACGUGGUUGACAUGGUGUUGAGCGGGUUGAAAGAAAGUGAUGAUGAUGUUCAAUCAGUUGCUGCUUUGACAUUAAGCCCGAUUGCAGAACAGUUUGUCACCACGAGAAAGAAUGUUGUCGCCACUUUAUUGUCAGUCAUUUGGGACUGUUUGGUCAACUUGCGCGAUGAUUUAUCUGCUUCCAUUGGUUCUGUUAUGGAUUUGUUGGCCAAGUUGUGUAGUCAUAAAGAAGUUAUUGAAAUUAUGCAGCAAGGUGCUACUGAGGAUAAAUCCAACUCAUUUGAAAAUUUAGUGCCAAGAUUGUUUCCAUUUUUGAGACAUUCUAUUACAAAUGUGAGAAAAGCUGUGUUAAGAACCAUCUUGGAAUUCUUAAAUAUUGAAGACAAUACUACAAAAACUUGGAUCACCGCUAAAGCGUUGAGAUUGAUCUUUCAGAACUUGUUGGUGGAACAGAAACCAGAUGUUUUGCAACUAUCCAUUCAAGUAUACAACAAGUUCUUGUUGGAAAUGAAUCAUACUAAAACAAAUAUGGAUACUGUUUUCACCAAGCAAUCACAGGCUCUAUUGACAUUGACAAUGACGCCAAUUGGUAUUUCAAGACACAAUUAUUACAUGAGUACUGAGUUAAUUAUGAGACCAUCGGGUGAAAUGUUGGGACCAUUAAAAGAUGAUGAUCGUCGUGGUAAGAAACGUAAAUCGGAAGAACCAGUCAGUGAUAUCCCUAUUGAAGAUUUGAAAGUUAAUAUUGAUUCCCCAAUUUAUAAAGGUGAUGUGCUGUUGAUUGGUUACGAUAAGUUGAUUGGUAUGAGAUGCGCGGCUGCCACUGCCUUUGGUAAGACAUUGUCAUACAUUACCACCGAAGACAAAUUAUUAAAAAUUUUCGAAGCAUUAUUAGGUUACUUGAAAUCGUGUCAUGCUACUUCUAGAUUAUUGGCAUCUUUUGUUAUAGAAGAGUACGCAAAUGCAUUACAUGAAAGAUCAAUAGAAAUACCAGCCAAAGUUGUUGAAUUAUUAGCUGAGCCACUAACUAAUGUCUUGCAAAAACCAGAAUCAUUGCCUGCAUUUAGAGAAUUGGUUCCUACUUUGAAAUCUGUCAGAACAGCAUGCUUGCAGUUGUUUGAUGUUUUUAUAAAUACUGCGAAGAUUUCUUCUUCCAAGAUUCCACAAAUGCCUGUUGUUAUUCAAGGAGAAGCCGAAGCUGGUCCUGGUGCAUUUGGACUUGAAAAUGCUGAAAAGAUAGUUCAUGAAACUUUUGAUAAGUUAAAGAAACAUUUAUCCGCAAGUCAUAGAAUGUCAGCAAAUCAAGCUCUUGAAGAUACCAAACAUAGAAUACAAAUAGCUAUAGAAGAAUCUCGUUCAGUAUUGGCAUCAAGAACAAACAGUAUAUUAGCUGGUUAUGCGGCUGCAAGCUUGGCUUUGACAGGAGUACCUAAAAAACUUAACCCAAUUAUCAAGUCAUUAAUGGAAAGUGUCAAACUGGAAGAGACAUUGGUCUUACAAAAAAGAUCUGUUUGUUCUGUUGCCAAAUUAGUUGAAUUGCUUAAUAAAUCUGGUAAAAAAGGUGCAGUUGACAAGAUUGUUAAAAACUUGUGUGCAUUUUUGUGUGUUGACACUUCUGAAGUUCCAGAAUUCCAUCAUAAUGUCAUUUACAAGGAUAAUAUUUUAUCAUUGAGAAAGGAGGAAGCACAACUUGAUCCUGCAGAUAUUGCAGCUCAUGAGAAAGCUGUUCGUGAAGCAAGAGUUAAAAGAAAUGGUGCUUUGAUGGCAUUGGAACAAUUAUUGCUCCUCUAUAAAUCCCAAUUAUUUGUCGAAGUUCCUAAAUUGAAAGAAUUAAUGAUUGAACCAUUGAAAUUAUUGGCUAAUACUGAAGAAGUUGCCCUGGAUGAAAUGAAAGGUCAAAGUGUGAUUGAUGCUUUGGGGAUCGUGCGUGCCUUGUUGCCAAAAAUGGACAAGUCAUUGUAUCCUGAUAUCACAGAUAAUUUGGAAUUGUUGUUACCUGGAUUGCAAUCCGAAUAUUCAGUUUUCAGAUACUCUACUGCAAAAUGUUUGGCAACAAUUGGUUCGGUGUUCCCGACUAAAGCAUUCCACCUUUUUGGUUAA